Lichtheimia ornata is the source of this 987-nucleotide messenger RNA. RefSeq lists its product as uncharacterized. The coding region runs from base 1 to 987 and encodes 328 amino acids. NCBI's taxonomy places the organism in Eukaryota, Fungi, Mucoromycota, Mucoromycetes, Mucorales, Lichtheimiaceae. The record is from RefSeq and is a predicted model, not a curated record. The transcript is spliced from 2 exons.
AUGAAGGCUCAUUCUAUAACAUGCUCCUUGAUCCUAUUACUGUUUCUGGUCAAUACGAUCGACGCACAGUCAUCCGACGCUGCACAGCAACAGCCAGGUGGUUCAUCUGAUGCUGCCAACGUACCUGCACCCACAGCCUCAGCUGAACCAUCACAAGGCAAUUCACCUACGCCUGCACCUACCACUACAGACCAACAACAGCAACAGCCUACCAAUACACAAGACCAAAACCAAAAUCAAAACCAAAAUCAAGACCAACAGCAGAAUCAACAAAGCCAAGACCAAAAUCAAAACCAGCAACACACUACUCAAGGGUCUAAUAACACGGGAGCAGGUGAUUCAGCAGUAGCAACACCCACUCCAGGAGACAAUAAUCAUUCGAGCGGGGAUGGUGCUACAACUCCCGAAUCAUCGUCGGACUCAUCCCAAGAGGAUAACAAUAACAACAACAACAACCAGCAACAACAAGAUCAAAAUCAAGAUGGGCAGCAGGAUCGAAACCAAAACCAACAACAACAACAACAUCAACAAGGUGAUAACAAUCAGUUAUCGACGGCCACGAUUGCCGGUGCUGCAGUGGGAGGCAUAGCGGGUGUGGCGUGUAUUAUUGGUCUCUUAGUAUGGUGGUUGUGCUGUUGCCGAAGACGUCGUCAAGAUGACAAGCGAAGACGUUUGACAAGAGAAUUUGCAGCUACCGAAGAAGAUUUUGCCAUCCAUGAUAAUAGCGCUGCUGGUAUGCGACAGCCCAUGUUGCCUUCUUUCCAACAACAAGCACGGCGGUUUGUGUCACCACCACCUACGGGGUAUAUGACCUUGCACGACCAAUCCGUCAAUGAUUAUCCUGUUAAUGAUUACCCGUACGACAACACCAGCAAACAAUUACCACCCGCUCCUCUUGUCACCACCACUCAUAAGCCUGAUAUCCCAACCUAUGCAUCCAAACCCGAUACCAUUGAUCAUCAACCCCAUAAACCAGAUGAAGCAUAG